AUGCCUCGCAGCUUUAACAUAAGUGUCCCAGCGUCUUCCGCUAAUAUCGGUCCUGGUUACGAUGUGCUUGGUAUCGGUUUAGCGUUGUACUUGACGCUUGACGUUGAGAUCAACACCAAAAACGCCCAAGAUACCAAUUCAGAUCCAAACAACUGCAAAAUCACUUACACUGAGGAUAGUGAGGGCUUUGGAAGUGUUCCGUUGAAAUCGGACGAAAAUCUGAUCACUAGAACUGCUCUAUACGUGUUGAGAUGCAAUGGGAACAGAUCUUUCCCAUCAGGAACAAAAGUCCAUAUACAUAACCCAAUCCCACUGGGACGCGGGCUGGGAUCCUCUGGAGCUGCUGUUGUGGCUGGUGUCAUGCUUGGCAAUGAAGUGGGUCAACUAGGCUUCUCCAAACAGCGUAUGCUGGACUACUGUUUGAUGAUUGAACGUCAUCCAGACAACAUCACAGCUGCCAUGAUGGGUGGUUUUGUGGGAUCGUUUUUGAGAGAUUUGACGCCUGCCGAAAUGGAGAGACGUGAAAUCCCCUUGAGUGAAGUCUUGUGCGAGCCCAGCGGUGGUGAGGACACCGGUCUGGUACCUCCCAGUCCGCCAACUGACAUCGGUCGUCAUGUGCGCUACAACUGGAACAGGGUCAUUAAGUGCAUUGCCAUCAUUCCAAACUUUGAAGUCUCUACGGCCGAUUCCAGAGGUGUGUUGCCUCAAGCUUACACGGCAAAGGAUUUGGUUUUCAAUUUGCAAAGACUAGCCGUGUUAACCACCGCUUUGACUCAGUCUCCUCCAAACUCCGAUUUGAUUUACCCAGCAAUGCAGGACCGUGUCCACCAACCCUACAGAAAGACCUUGAUUCCAGGCCUCACGGAGAUCUUGUCUAGUGUAACCCCAUCCACGUACCCCGGUCUUUUGGGUAUAUGUCUUUCUGGUGCUGGGCCCACCAUCUUGGCUCUAGCCGUAGACAAUUUCGAAGACAUUGCCUUGGAAAUCAUCAACAGAUUUGCCAAGAAAGAGAUCGGCUGCAGCUGGAAGCUACUCGAUCUUGCAUACGAUGGUGCAACGGUUUCUACUCAAAAAUCUAGCAAAGAGCAUGAAGAGAAAAACUAA
Messenger RNA from Lachancea lanzarotensis, 1104 nucleotides. RefSeq names its product LALA0S04e06590g1_1 (gene THR1). Bases 1 to 1104 code for a protein of 367 amino acids. The record is from RefSeq and is a predicted model, not a curated record. The transcript has a single exon. Gene Ontology annotation, biological process: L-threonine metabolic process. NCBI's taxonomy places the organism in Eukaryota, Fungi, Ascomycota, Saccharomycetes, Saccharomycetales, Saccharomycetaceae. Gene Ontology annotation, molecular function: ATP binding; homoserine kinase activity.